UCUUGAUGGCAAAUACUAAUAUUUAAAGACCAUCAUACUGUAUUAGAACAAAUUGAAAAUAUAAUGAAGGCCCUGUGAUGCAAUUGUUCAUAUCAUAAUAAAGCAUUUUGCAAAAAAAUGGAAAAUUAUCUAUUGGCAUACUGUACAUUCGGACACGAGGCUCCCCAUGACUCCUCCCACCCAAAUGUUAGUUCACAAAUGAACUUCCUUGUUGUAGGUAAGACUCGGGUCAUCUCAUGUAUUAUUAAUAUAUUGGUGACACUGACCCACACUCUCGCCUUCAUUCAUUAUGCUAUGCAUCUUUCUUUACGAUGAUAAUGAACCUUCCUUCUUCCGACAAUCGGUACUGUACUCUGGCCGUAACCUUAAAAAGAUGGGAGCAUUAUGUCAUCUAUGACGUCAUAUUCGCGCGAAAAUACAAAACUUACAAGUUUAAUUUGUUGUGUUAUGUGAUGACGUUAUGUUGUGACGUGAGUUACUAGUAAGUCACGGCGGCUGGUGAUAUACACAGGUGUAUAUAAUUUGUUGUGGUCGUCUGUUUAUUGAAAUUCGUUGGAGAAAUAGUGGAGAUUAGAGAAUAAUUUGAUAUAUAGGUCACGGCGGUACUCCACCCACUGAGCUGCUGUUGCCAACGUCUAGUUUUCCUAUUUUUUCUAGUUUUGUAUUUUUAUUUAACUGACAAUAAAAUCUAGUUGUACUUCUAAAUGUAGUGAUGGUUAUUUUUAUUACUUACGAGUUCAAAAGUUCAGUGUAAAUAAAGAUAAUAGUCACUGGACAUUAACCCAGAGAGAGUCAAGACGCUUCGAAAACUGACCGCUCAUAUUUCAUGUACCACUAUCUACCAGCACCUCUACAGCACUUCUACAGACUCUACUUUCCUCCUGCUCUUCACCUACACCACCAUACUCUCUCCCUCCCGGUCACCACACCAGCACCAAGCCGCAGUGAUAAGCUACUCCCACCCACCCGGUUGGUCUGUCUGGUGGUCCGAGCGGGCGGCUACAUCCCGAGACAGUGUCAGUUUAGGUCCAGUCCAGUUGAGCAGUCAUCCAUAUCUAGUCACCGCCACCACCACGGAUGUUACUUACCCCAUCACUUAAGACAAUGGAUGAAGUUGGAUGUUUGCAGUGGUCCUGGAUGUAACAACAUAAUAUACAGCACGUGUUGUAACAGAGAAACAAUAUACUACACAGUGGGCGAGGUACUCAAGAGACGACACCUGGCCAGCCAUGAUGUGUGUGUAUAAGAUGUGUUUACUCGUAUCGCGGUGACCAACAAGGACAUCUUCGGGGCGACCUGUGACCACUUAUACUGCAUCUCGUGAUAGAUACCUUCAGGUGACCAGUUUCCUGCGUCGGCGUCGUUGAGGGAGGUGUUCUGUCUGUGCACAAACCGGAUGAUCUCAACAGCGUGGCAGGUGUCCUAUAGUGAUAUUAAUGUACAUAUGGGAAUUAAACUGAAGACUGUAUCGGCGACCACAGCAAGAGGAGGAGAGGGAGACCCACACUACCAGAAGACCUUCCUCAGCAGCGACGUGCAGGGCUGUCUUACCCUAGCUCUCUCUCUCCACAAUCCCGAUGGAUAGUGGCGGCGGUUUUAGCGGUGGAGGAUGGCAGAGCAGUGACAGCGGCAGCGAUGGCAGAUGGCACAGUGGUAGCGGCAGUGAACAAGAUGGUGGCAGUAGCAGUAGCGGCGGCACUGGCGGCAGAGGGGGCGGCCGUGGCAGUACAUCUAGCGACGCUUUCUACGGGGGGAUGCAGGAGGCUGACCCCCCUUACUACAGUACCAAUAACAACGACUACAGCAAAUACAAGUACGACCCCACGACCUCCACCACAGACAAGGACGACUACUUGUCUCAUCCCACUGCAGGCUACGACACCUUCGGCAGUAGGCCAGGGGGUUACUACAGCCAGGGACAGGAGCCGGGCCAGGGUGACUCCACCUGCCCUGGGAACACUAGUGAUCACCUACAGCAUCCUCACAGCCACAGUGACUACGGCAGCUCUCAGUGUUACAAUGAACGUCAGGGUCACGACUCCUACAGUAGCCAGCCAGGGUACAGUGAGUACAGGCAGGAGUAUACCCCCUCUAGAGUACAAGUGACAGCCAAGGUCCUCUUUGGCUCCGUUAGUGCCAUAUCCAACCUGAAACAGAAGAAGAAAACUAAGAAGUAGUGUGGGGGAGAGACAGUACCUCACUAUACCUCCCUCACUUAUGGGGGUAGAACGUUCGCUCCUGCCGGUAUACAAGAGCGCCACUACAGACAACAACAAAAGCUGGCGAACAUUAGUCUGACUUAGUUAUGACUUGGUGAAGGUAAAAGCCAGGCGAUGUUACUUGCUCCUGACGCACGGCACUGUGUUUUAUGAUAUGAGUCACAUCCUCACUUGUCCCAUAAAACACUGUCACCGUGCGUUGGCUGGCGAACGGUCGUCUGGCGUGGCUUUCAUAAACCAGGUAUAGCAUCAUUACGACGUGGAAACUAAACGCCAGACGCUGUGACUGCUGGUGCUGGCGCUGCUUGUAAUGGUCAGGACCCAAGUGUCUGUGAUACACCGUCCAGGGACUAAUGAACAGUCCUGGUGAUCUCUCUCUCGUCAACAAGUGAGAUUAAUGAAGAAAAUAAUGAUGACUUGGUCUCACUCACCCCAGCCGUGGUCAGUGUUCCUAACUGUUCUGGGUCGCACACAAACUCAAGCGCGCCCGGUGACCCCUUAUCCCUCCUGGCCCCUAAUACUGACCUGAUCCCCAGGUUAGGAUGGAGAAAUUAGCAGUUUUUCAACCAUGUUUGUAAAGCCCAAUAUGUCCACAGGUCAAAUGUAAAGACAAUUAUCUUCCUAUUUUGUGACCUCAGUCGGCUGUGCCAUCAUAUGUAGACGUGUUUAUAAUAUAUUCCUUACUGAGAUAUGACUCA
Homarus americanus (American lobster) is the source of this 2917-nucleotide messenger RNA. Its product is annotated as keratin, type I cytoskeletal 9-like. The transcript has 2 exons. The coding region runs from base 1578 to 2177 and encodes 199 amino acids. NCBI's taxonomy places the organism in Eukaryota, Metazoa, Arthropoda, Malacostraca, Decapoda, Nephropidae. The record is from RefSeq and is a predicted model, not a curated record.